This is a messenger RNA of Symbiodinium pilosum, 1170 nucleotides long. NCBI's taxonomy places the organism in Eukaryota, Dinophyceae, Suessiales, Symbiodiniaceae. The record is from the annotation of a GenBank genome assembly.
AUGUUGAAAACGAUCAGCGGAUUUGACCGCAUUGGCGAGGAAAAUGCGUUCGCCGUUCUGGCUCGUGCGACCGAACUCGCCGGUCAGGGCCGUGACAUCAUCAAUCUCGGCAUCGGCCAGCCCGAUUUCCGGACACCGGAACACAUCGUGGAAGCGGCGAUCAAGGCAUUGCAGGACGGGCAUCACGGAUACACCCCGGCCACCGGAAUUGCGCCGCUCAGAGAAGCCGUUUCGGCCGACCUGCUGAAACGGCACGGUGUUGAAACCGAUCCCGGCAAUGUUCUUAUCGUGCCGGGCGGCAAGGUCACGAUGUUCAUGGCAAUCCUGAUGUUCGGCGAACCCGGAGCGGAAAUCCUCUAUCCGGACCCCGGUUUUCCGAUCUACCGAUCGAUGAUCGAGUUUACCGGGGCGCGGCCGGUCCCCGUUCCGAUCCGCGAGGAAAACGAUUUCGCCUUUUCCGCAGAAGAAACACUGUCGCUGAUUACCGACAAGACCCGUCUCCUGAUCCUGAACUCGCCGGCGAACCCGACCGGGGGCGUGACGCCGAGAUCGGAAAUCGAAGCUCUGGUCAAGGGACUUGAAAACCAUCCGGAUGUCGCGGUGAUGUCGGACGAAAUCUAUUCGCAGAUGACCUAUGACGGUAUGGAGCACGUUUCGCUGCUCGGUUUUGAGUCCAUCCGCGACCGGCUGAUCCUGCUCGAUGGCUGGUCCAAGACCUACGCCAUGACGGGCUGGCGCAUGGGUUUUGCCGUCUGGCCGGACAGCCUAGCGGACAAGGCGCGCAAACUCGCGGUCAACGCCUGGUCCUGUGUCAACGCGCCGGCCCAAUUCGCAGGCCUCGCCGCAUUGACGGGUCCUCAGACCGCCGUGCGGGACAUGGUUGCCGAAUUUGACGCCAGGCGGCGCGCAAUCGUCGACGGCCUCAACGCGCUCUCCGGCAUUUCCUGCCGCACGCCGCUCGGAGCCUUUUAUGCAUUUCCCAAUAUCAAGGACACCGGCUGGAAGGCCAAGGAACUAGCCUCGGCUCUGUUGGAAGAGACCGGCGUUGCAACGAUCGGUGGACCUGAUUUCGGGAUUCUCGGAGAAGGAUACAUCCGCCUUUCUUAUGCGAACUCCACAGAAAACAUUAUCUCCGCACUUGAUCGGAUCGGCGCGUUUCUGGAUCAAUAG